Messenger RNA from Elaeis guineensis (African oil palm), 2260 nucleotides. The record is from RefSeq and is a predicted model, not a curated record. Lineage: Eukaryota; Viridiplantae; Streptophyta; Magnoliopsida; Arecales; Arecaceae.
UCAAAUGGCGCCGUGCCCGGCCGACUGGAGGAGCUGGUUAUAAUGUAGAACUCCUGGCUACGUUUGCUGGAGACAUCGGUUGGCGCUCUCUGGUGUUCUUUCUCGUCGUCGUCGUCCUCCUCCUGUCGGGUGGCCUCCAAGAGGGCAGGAUGGUUGGGCUAGGUUUAGGAUUGGGGUUCGGCGGGCGGGGGGAGAUGGGGGCUCUCCAGACCUGGGCGGAAGGCCUACGGAGCCAUCAAGGACUCCAUCAAGGUCGGCCUUGCCAAGUUCAACGCCGAAUUCAAGGAUUUCUUGGUUGCAUUGAAGGAUUAAUAGUUAUUCACCACAUACUGGGAGAGGGUGAUCAUACACUUAGAGAGAGGCUGUUGAUUUGUUCUCAUGAGGAAAAUGUUGUGCAGAUAUCUAGAUUCAAGUUCAAGUUCUCUCGGUUAGUUUCUGUCUGGUACAUGCAUAUGAUUGUCUUUAUGAGAUAAAAUUUAGUUUUAGUUAUUAUUACUUCCCCCUCUGUAGCUUGGAAUUGCUUUCCAUGGGUUCAAACUUAAGCACUCUUCUUGGAGGAACAUAUUGAGUGUUUUCAGGUUUUAAAAUAUGAUAUUGAAGCAGAGUGUCUGAUCUUUACCCAAAAAAAGAAAGGCAGAGUGUCUGAUGAAGUCUGCUCAGGGGGCUGCUAAGUAGAAGAAGAACUUUAGGUUGCAUGGAUCUGCUCAAGAAGUUGCCUGCCUUGCAACAGCUGCUACUUUGCCUUAUGACUGCCAGUUUCAGUGGGCCCAUCUAGUGCCACUGGAGGGUCCUCUCCUUCGUUCAAUGGCCACAGCUGAGGCCAUAAGCAAAUCUAGGAUCAGCAACAGGGGUACAACAAGAAGCAGCGAUGGAAGCACCAGUAGCCGCAAAAGCAAGGGGUUGGCUGCAGGAUUCGAGCAGGAAUCAGCAUAUGGAAGCUCUGGGAAUUUGUGGAUUCUAAGAUGAAAUUUGGAAGCAAGGGAAGAAUUUUGGAAGAUCCGGUGGCUGGAGUUCGUAAUCUUUGACUUUCUUUUGCUGCAUUCUGAUCAGAGUUAGGUGAUAGUCUGUAACUUGAAACAUUUAAUCUUGGGGAACAUGGAAAUGAGAUUUGAGAGAGAAACAUGUCGUAGGAAAUCUUCCAAUGAUCUUGUGCAGAGAAAUCCAGCCCAAGCACAUCCUCUGAAAAAUGAUGUGCAAUCAGUAUCCUCUUUAGAGGGAGUUACUGUCAGUAAACCUAUUGUUAGCAGAAGCAUGCAAUGCAUGGGAAUGCCAGUGAUUAGGGAACAUGGAUGGUUGAGGAAGCAUGGGCCUGAUGUGAUUGUGGCACUUGAAGCAAUCCCAAAAUCCAUGACAGCGCCUGGCCCAUCCAGUGCUGUAGGAGGGUUCUCUCACUCUUCUUCAGCGGCUGCAACACCCACAAUGGAGGCCAUGAAUAAAGCAAAGCAUCCUGUGCCAGGUUCAAGAAGAAAGCAGCAGAUGGAGGCACCAGGAUCAUCAGGGACUGGAUUCAUCGCACAGGUUGUUACUGUUGAAACUGGCGAGGAUGUUGUAUCAAAAAUUAUGACUUUCUUACAACAAGGAUCACGUGCUGUUUGUAUUCUUUCUGCAUGUGGUGUUAUUUCUAAAGUGACCUUCCAACAGGCAAUGACCUCUUCUGAGACAACUUAUGAGGGUCAUUUUGAAAUUCUGUCACUUUCUGGCAAUUCUCUGCCAUCAGAGAGCAGGGACCAGUGCAGCCGAACAGGAGGGCUAAGUGUGUCACUUGCUUUCCUUGAUGGUCGUGUUCUAGGUGGUGUGCCUGGACUCAUGACAGCAGCAUCUCCUGUGCAGGUGGUCUUGGGUAGUUUUAUUGCCAAAAACAGAGAAGUGUCGGACGUUGCACCAGGUGAAGCCAUAGGAGCCCGUAAUCCAUCAUCACAAGGCACAUCAAGUGAUCUUUUGGGAAGCCCUAAGAGUCCAGUGUUUGCAAACAUUGCCACUUGGAACAGUAAUUAGAUGGCUGGCUAUAAAUGCAAUGGAGAUUGCUGGUAGAGUUUUUUGUCGUAUUUGUUCUUUCAAUCCAGCUUUUCCUGUAACCUUGUUUAAUUUUCUGGCUGUCUUUCUUUCAUCACCUUUCUUUUACCAUUCUCUAAGAAUAGAUGCCUUUUAAACUAUCAAUAUCACUGUCGGGCAUUUGAUUGAAUUUCAACCAAAUUCACAUAAAAUCAGCAUCUGUAACAUUGGUGGAUCUGAUAUAUAAAACAAAAAAGGUAUUAGAAAC